GGCUCUGUGAAGUACACUCCAGCUGCACUCUUAGGUCCUGUGUCUCACCCGGUGAAUGUAUAUAUGCACAUGCAGAUGAAAAUAACCUCAGGAUGAUCAGGGUUGCAAGGACAGAACGGGACUUCACAUAGCACUGAAUGAGGACUACCGAUCAUCUUUCAAAGUGGAGGUGGCCAAGGUCUCUUCAGAAUUUGAUCCUGACAACAGCCACAGGCACAACAGCACUGAAAAACCUGGACAAGAGAGCAAAGCAGAGAACCAUUUGUGGGAAUGCCCCUUGCAGGGACUCCUGCUCCUGUUAAAAGGAAAAAGUCCACUAAACUAAUUGGGAAGCUGACACACGAAGUCAUGCCACAAGAGGUGUCCAAGCUCAACUUGGGGAAGAAGAUCAGCAUCCCCAGAGAUGUAAUGUUGGAAGAGCUUUCUCUCCUCACCAACAAAGGAUCCAAGAUGUUCAAAUUACGUCAGCUGAGGGUGGAGAAGUUCAUUUAUGAGAAUAACCCUGAUGCCUUCACCGACAAUUCUGUGGAUCACUUUCAGAAGUUCAUCCCACCAGGAGGGCAUUACGGGCAAGAUGCUCAUGGCUAUGCCCAUGGGCGGAUGGUAGGAGGAGUGACAGCCGGGCAGCAUGGCUCCAGUAAGCAGCAGUAUCCCGGUGGUCCUCCUAGGCCUGGAAGCAAAGGAGGCUCUAGGGAGAGCGAAGGGGAACGUGCGGGGGAAUCAGCUGGAAGUGGUGGAGGAGGCGAUGGUACCGAGAAAGAUGGAAAGUCGGGAGGCAAAAAAAUCACUGUAUUUAAAACUUACAUCUCCCCCUGGGAACGAGCAAUGGGUAUCAGCCCUGAGGACAAAAGUCAGUUGACCAUUGAUUUACUGUCAUAUAGUCCCAAAGCUGAUUUCCCCCAUUACAAGUCUUUUAACCGGACUGCCAUGCCUUACGGGGGUUAUGAGAAAGCAGCCAAACGGAUGACCUUCAAAGUGCCUCAGUUUGAUAUUUGCCCUUUGCUUCCAGAAUCUCUCAUGAUAUAUAAUCAAAAUUUCAGCAACAGACCCUCCUUCAACAGAACCCCAAUACCUUGGAUGCCUUCAGGAGACUCCUCCGAGUACCAUAUUGAGGUCAAUGUACCAAGGAGUGGUGAAACAGAAGAGCUGUAAAUCCCUACUGCCAAGGCCAGCUUUUUUUCUCAGUCCCUUCUAUUUGCAAGUUGAUAGUAAGGAGCUGAAAAGUGCAACUCCAGUUCUGUCAGCACUUCCUUUCUUUUGUCCUUACCCCAGACAAGUUCCUAGCAGGUUCUAAACUUAUCUUUGCUGUGGUGUUAAUCCAUUUCAGAAACAGUUUGAGGGAAAGGAGCUUUUUAUUCACCAGGACAUAAAAGGGCAAAACUAGGAAGUGUUUUUCUGUUUAGCAAUGCUAAAUGCUGCCUGUCUGCUCUAUAAUAAAUGUGUUUUGUCAUAUAUUAGCAAGUAAUAAAACACAAAGAGGAAAAAAAGCCUUUGUGUUUUCUCUUUUAAAAACGCAGCUGAAUCAGUAUGGGAAUUAGCAAUAACAAGUUUCAAUCUCACAACUAGGCUGUUAGCAUGGGAAGAAAUAUCAAGGACUGAUGGGGAAGAUCAUAAGACAGAUAUACAUCAAGGUGGCCUGGAUAAAUACUGCAAAACUGGUGGUGAAGAAUGAUGACUUCGAGUGGAAAUGAUACAGGUAAUCAUAACAGCAUCAGAGAUAAAAGAGCAAGUGAGCCUCUUGGUAUAACAGACAUUAAAGUAUUUCACGGUCACCUAAGAUUCCUCAGUUCUCUAGAGUAUAAAAUAGAUGACAGCUUAAGCAGGUUUUUUCUCACACAAAGAGACCAAUAAGGCAAUAGGUCAGGAAGGAAUAAAGGCACACUCAAGUGAGAUGACUUGCCCAUAGUUACAGAUCAAGAAAGAAAAAGCGUUAAUUACAACAGAAAUAAUUUGACACCUGCCACAGUGCAUUACAUGUUCAAUCAUACAGCAUCAAAGUCUAUUCCACUUAUUGUAACAGUUUUUGCCACACACACACAGGAAGAAAGGCAGGCACUGUGAAAAACCAAUAAAGAACUUUAUUUUUCUACAUGAAAUACCUUGUUUCAUGAACAGUUGCACUCUGACACAUAACAUACAAGAUCACUGUUUCAUUACCAUACCCUAGCUCAGCCUGC
Messenger RNA from Tyto alba (common barn owl), 2177 nucleotides. RefSeq names its product myozenin 1 (gene MYOZ1). The transcript has 6 exons. Bases 271 to 1152 code for a protein of 293 amino acids. Gene Ontology annotation, cellular component: actin cytoskeleton; Z disc. The record is from RefSeq and is a predicted model, not a curated record. NCBI's taxonomy places the organism in Eukaryota, Metazoa, Chordata, Aves, Strigiformes, Tytonidae. Gene Ontology annotation, molecular function: FATZ binding; actin binding; telethonin binding.